Planococcus citri (citrus mealybug) is the source of this 2132-nucleotide messenger RNA. RefSeq names its product esterase FE4-like. The record is from RefSeq and is a predicted model, not a curated record. NCBI's taxonomy places the organism in Eukaryota, Metazoa, Arthropoda, Insecta, Hemiptera, Pseudococcidae. Gene Ontology annotation, molecular function: serine hydrolase activity. The coding region runs from base 47 to 1681 and encodes 544 amino acids. The transcript is spliced from 10 exons.
UAAUACAGACAUUAUUUUUAGUAUAAUUCGCGAUACAACAAUAAAGAUGUCUUUUUGUCGCGAUGAUGUUUACUAUAUCGUUCAAACGGAGCAAGGAAAAUUACGGGGUAAAGAAAGCAUUUCGGGAUUCGAUGGAAAAAAAUACUGUUCGUUUUUAGGUAUUCCUUACGCCAAACCACCCCUCGGAGAGUUACGUUUCCAACCUCCUGAAGACCCGCUGGCUUGGGAAAAUACAUACGAUGCCACUCAAGAGGGGAAAUUCUGCUACCAGUCACCCCUUCUGCACCUUUUCUCGUUACAUACAGGCGAUGAAGACUGCCUUUAUUUGAACAUUUACACUCCGAAGCCACCUCAAGAAAUCAGCACCGCUUUACCAGUCAUGUUUUUCAUUCAUGGAGGAGCUUUCAUAGCCGGUUGCGGAAUAAAACGAGUGUUUUCGCCCGAUUACCUGAUGAAUAAAAAUAUCAUAUUGGUCACGAUCAAUUAUAGAUUGCAUGUUUUGGGUUUCUUGAAUUUGGGAAUCGAACAAUGUCCCGGAAACGUUGGUAUGAAAGAUCAAACAUUCGCUUUACAAUGGGUACAAAAGAACAUCAAGAAUUUCGGAGGUGAUCCGAAUAACGUAACUAUAUUUGGACAAAGUGCUGGAUCAACGAGUGUCCAAUAUCAUAUGAUUUCACCUUUAUCUCAAGGUUUAUUUCAUAAAGCAAUCAUGCAAAGUGGUUCGGUGCUGUCUCCUUGGGCCUUUACAAAGAACCCGACUGAACAGGCGUUCGCCAUUGGUCGAGAAUUAUUAUACGAAGGCGAUGAUCGUCACGAAUUGCUCGAUCUUUUGAAACGUACUCCGAUUCGAGAACUUGUACGAGCUUUCGAAAAGAUGUUGAAAAAAGAUGAGCCAGAUUCGCAAUUCCGAUUUCCAAAUCUAUCUCCAUCUGUCGAAGUGAUCGCUGAAGGAGCUUUUCUGCCAGAUAUGCCGGAAAAAUUGCUCAAAUUAAUGAAACCUAUUCCAGUAAUUUAUGGACAAACUGAUAGAGAAGGAAUGAUGAUACAUUUUGGUUAUCAAGGAAACAUAGUGAAAAAAUUAGGUGACAGUUUCCCAACGCUGUUAAAGGAGUAUUUCAACAUCGAUACUGAUCUGAAUCCGAAGACGGGAUACUUAGUGAAUAAAAUGUAUUUCCGAAACGAAGCUAUAACGGAGCAACAUUCAAACGAAAUAUCAGAUCUUUUCACCGAUUUAUAUUUCUAUCGUUUUUACGAAGCGAUUGAUCUACUAAUGAAAUCGCAAAUGCCACCUUAUGUGUACCUGUUCUCUUACGAAGGAUCUCUCAACUUCAGCACUCAACUACUUCGAAUUGUGAAACCAUUUGCACGUCUAGAUGAAAAAGGAGCCUGCCAUGCAGACGAUUUGAGCUAUUUAUUUUAUUACAAAAAAGCAUUACUUUUUCGACGAAAAUUGAAAGGCGAUGAUCUGAAGGUGGUCAAUCACAUAACUACCAUGUGGACUAAUUUCGCAAAAUACGGAGAUCCAUCUACUGAAGAUAUAGAAUGGACUCCGAUGACUGCGAACCAAUUACAAUACUUGGAUAUUACCCCAGAACCCAAAAUGAGGAAAGGAAGAAUUCGCCAGUAUAUGUACGAUAUGUUGCAUCGAAUCAUAGAACCAGCUAGGGGUUCCAGUGAAUAAUUUUUUAUUCUUCAAUACCUACUUAUUGUAUAUGGAGGUGCAUAGUAAAAUUUUGGACUUUUUCGCGACGUUUUUAGCGAAUUUUUGAAGUCAUUUCUGGACAUUCUAUAAAUUUUUUCACCAUAUUUAUGAUUAAUUUUGAUUCAAUUUCGAUAAAUUUCUGUUAAAUGUAAGAACUUUUUUCAACCUGUUGAAUUUUUUACUUUUUUUUUGCAUCAUUCUGCAUGUAUUUUUUUUUUCAAUUUUACUGCAAUACCAUAUAAUUUUAGUAAGUGUAUAUGUAUACCUACUACCUAUUCCAUGUUUACUGUUUCAUCUUUUGCAGGGGUUUUGACUUUUAAACACAAUAUUCUUGAACUAUUUUACGUAAGUUCAGCCAUGUUUUACUGAUUUUAUACUUUCAAGGCUAGGAAGAAAUUCAACGAAUAAAUUUCAAAAAUUUUUAAGCGAA